UUGGCAGGUGCCGUGCCCCCCAUCCAGUCCCGGAUCAUAGGAGGCUGGGUGUGUGAGAAUCAUUCUCAACCCUGGCAGGCGGCUCUGUACCGUUACACUGACUUCCAGUGCGGGGGUGUCCUGGUGGACCCCCAAUGGGUGCUCACAGCCGCCCACUGCAAGAGCGACAAUUACCAGAUCUGGCUGGGUCGCCACAACCUGUUUGAGGAUGAAGACACAGUCCAGUACUUCUGGGUCACUCACAGCUUCCCACACCCUGACUUCAACCUGAGCCUCCUGGAGAACCACACCCGCCUUCCAGGAGAGGACUACAGCCACGACCUCAUGCUGCUCCGCCUGGCGCAGCCCGCCCAGAUAACAGAUGCCGUGAAGGUCCUGGCCCUGCCCACCCAGGAACCCGUCCUGGGGAGCACCUGCUAUGCCUCCGGCUGGGGCAGCAUCGAACCAGAUAAGUUCAAGUACCCAGAUGAACUCCGGUGUGUGGACCUCAAACUCCUGUCCAACGACGUGUGUGACAACGCUCACCUCCAGAAGGUGACAGAGUUCAUGCUGUGUGCUGGACACUUGGAGGGCGGCAAGGACACAUGCGUGGGUGACUCAGGGGGCCCACUGAUCUGCGAUGGUGUGUUUCAAGGAACCACGUCAUGGGGCCACAUCCCGUGUGGCAGCCCCAAUAGGCCGGCCGUCUACACCAAAGUGUUACCCCACGUGCAGUGGAUCCAGGAGACCAUAGCAGCCAAUCCCUGAAUGCCCCGCCCUGUCCCCUACCCCAUUAAAAUCUAAUACGCAUCAAGUCCUGGUAUCAUUGGGACUUCCCGGCG
Messenger RNA from Diceros bicornis minor, 821 nucleotides. It is a transcript of the gene KLK1, whose product is annotated as kallikrein 1. Lineage: Eukaryota; Metazoa; Chordata; Mammalia; Perissodactyla; Rhinocerotidae. The record is from RefSeq and is a predicted model, not a curated record. The annotation marks the transcript as partial. Gene Ontology annotation, biological process: regulation of systemic arterial blood pressure; zymogen activation. The transcript has 4 exons. Gene Ontology annotation, molecular function: serine-type endopeptidase activity.